Messenger RNA from Colletotrichum orchidophilum, 156 nucleotides. RefSeq lists its product as uncharacterized. The transcript has a single exon. The record is from RefSeq and is a predicted model, not a curated record. NCBI's taxonomy places the organism in Eukaryota, Fungi, Ascomycota, Sordariomycetes, Glomerellales, Glomerellaceae. Bases 1 to 156 code for a protein of 51 amino acids.
AUGGAGCUGUACUCUUGCUUCGUGCCGCUACAGUCCCAUACGGCUCGACUGAUGGACGAUCAUGGACGAGCCGCCGAGACCUCGGCUCGUUCGCAGACGGCAAUGCGGAACGUGGAUUCAACCCCUUUGACCGCGCACUCGUGUCUGAGUCAGUAG